AUGUUUACUUUCGAAUAUUUAAAUACAAAAUGGGAAAAUUUGGAGAUUUUAAUGGAUUUAUUUGAAAUUUUUAAUGAAUGUAGUAAAAUACCCGAGGAAUGUUUUUGUAUGGAAUUAAAUAAAAAAUAUGAGGAAAAAACAAAGGAAUUGGUAAAGAAGAAAAUUGAUGAAUUUUUAUUUAAUUAUAUUUAUGAAAAAUUAAAAAUUAGAGUUGGCCGUUAUAUAUAUAUAAAGAAGUUUUGA
This is a messenger RNA of Meloidogyne enterolobii, 243 nucleotides long. The record is from the annotation of a GenBank genome assembly. NCBI's taxonomy places the organism in Eukaryota, Metazoa, Nematoda, Chromadorea, Rhabditida, Meloidogynidae.